UCUGCUGCUGUAGCCCGAAGACGCUGCUUCUCUUCGGCGUUUGGUUCCGUCGCACAAUCCAUCCUAUUGUUCGCGUUGUAGUAUCCGCAGUCCGCACUCAGGUUGUUUAUUUGCUGUGUUAUUUAGCACGACGCUAUUUGAAUAUAAAGGCACCUUUUGUUUUUUUUGAAGAGUUGUAUUGUUUGUUGCAUACAACUUAGAGAAGCAGGUAUGCUUAAUCCUUGUGCAAACAGUAAGCUGAAGAGGAAGAGGGCCGAUAAACAAAGCCCAAACUUGACAAUUGGUAAAGAAGAAGGCACAGAAGAAGAGAAAGAUGUUAAGAUGGAAAAAAUUGCCUCAAAUGAUGUAUAUUUAUUUACCCCUUUGGCCUGUUCUCCAAAGAAGGCUAUGCUUUUAGAAUGGAAUCAUUCAACAAGGGAUGAAGAUGACCAUGAUUCAAUGCCACAACUUGCCCGCAUUCGGCUACCACCUCAUAGUCACAAUUCAAAACAUGGAGUGUAUUUCAUUCUUGAGAAAGCCUCACUAGUUGCUGCUUAUGUUGGCAAAAAAUACCAGAUUUUGAAUCCAGAUGAGCAUGCCAAUUUCUUGCGAAGGAAAAAUAUGAAUCCUUAUGAUUUUAGGCCUGAUAUUGUUCAUGAGGCUCUCCUUCAAAUUGUGAGUAGUCGACUUUGCUUGUCUGGUAGAUUACGCGCUGUAUUCAUCAGGACAGAUGAAGGUAUUCUUAUCAGAGUUGAACCACAUACUCAGAUACCAAAAACAUUGGGAAGCUUUUGUAAUAUGAUGGUGGAGUUGCUGCAAAAGUUCAGUAUCAAAUCAAAAGGUGGUCACGGAAAGCUUUUAAGGUUAAUUCAGAACCCUGUGACUUAUCACUUACCUGUGAACUCUCGUAAAAUAGGUCUUUCUUUUAGUUCAUCAAAGACAGUUCAAUUAAGGGACUAUGUUACUGAUGCUAAUAAUGAUGAGAACCUUGUAUUUGUGGUUGGUGUAAUGGCUCAUGGAAAAAUUGAUGUUGAGUACAUUGAUGAUCUUAUAUCAGUUUCAGGUUAUCCAUUGAGCGUUGGGACUUGUCUCAGACGGAUUUGCGUUGCAUUAGAGAGAAAUUGGAAGAUCCAAUGAAUUUAUUACUAUAUUAUUUUUUAUUUAUUUUUUUACAUUUUCUAUAAGUAAGGUUAUUUGUCAAGAGGUGCUCCUUCUAUAUAUUAACAACCAUUCAUUAUUCAUUUUUAAAAAUAUUUAUGAUUCUCUUAAUUCAGAAUCAAAAAUAGUUUGUUUCCUU
Messenger RNA from Cajanus cajan (pigeon pea), 1276 nucleotides. RefSeq lists its product as uncharacterized. Gene Ontology annotation, biological process: rRNA base methylation. Gene Ontology annotation, cellular component: small-subunit processome; nucleus. Lineage: Eukaryota; Viridiplantae; Streptophyta; Magnoliopsida; Fabales; Fabaceae. Gene Ontology annotation, molecular function: rRNA (pseudouridine) methyltransferase activity; rRNA binding. The record is from RefSeq and is a predicted model, not a curated record.